Molecule: messenger RNA, 1114 nt
Organism: Rubroshorea leprosula
Lineage: Eukaryota; Viridiplantae; Streptophyta; Magnoliopsida; Malvales; Dipterocarpaceae
Source: the annotation of a GenBank genome assembly
CAUGUUUGCUUCACGCAAGCAGCUAAAUGGUAAGGCUUUGCUCUCUCGCGUGGCUUUAAAGGCUUCUUGCAUCGUUGUAAAUCACCUGUUUAAAAAACCCACCCAAACCAACCCCUUAAAAAUAUAUCAUCCCCUUUCUCCUCCUAGCUCCUUCGUCUUCUUCAACUUCUCGAAGAUCGUUCACUGCAAAUUAACCCUAAUCAUGACGCACAUAUUGGUCUAAACAUAUAGAUUGCGUCACAGAAAAAUGAGUGCAACCCCUAGUAGUAGCGGUGGCGGUAGUGGCAGUAGUGGAGGCGGUGGGGGUCCGUGUGGUGCGUGCAAGUUUUUGAGGAGGAAAUGUGUUCUGGGGUGUAUAUUUGCCCCAUAUUUUGACUCCGAGCAAGGUGCGGCUCAUUUUGCUGCGGUGCAUAAGGUUUUUGGGGCGAGUAAUGUGUCCAAGCUGCUUUUGCAUAUUCCUGUUCAGAAACGUCUGGAUGCGGUUGUGACCAUAUGCUACGAGGCUCAGGCGCGGCUCAGAGAUCCUGUUUACGGCUGUGUUGCUCACAUCUUUGCUCUUCAGCAACAGGUGGUGAAUUUACAAGCGGAGCUUUCAUACUUACAAGCCCAUUUGGCAACAUUAGAGCUUCCGUCACCGCCACCACCUCCGCCACCUCCUACACUUGUGACACCACCACCGCUAUCAAUCUCAGACCUCCCAUCUGCCACCUCGGUCCCCACCACAUACGACUUGUCGUCUCUCUUCGAACCGAUCGUGCAAGUGCAACCUUCAUGGGCCAUGCAGCAGCGGCAAAUGGAUCCACGGCAAUACGGCGGCAGUUGCUCUACGUCAACGGGUAGCGGUGAUCUUCAGGCGCUGGCGCGCGAGCUUGUCCACCGACAAGGGUCUCCCCAACACGGUUCUGCACCGUGUGCUGAUGCAUCAUCACCAUCUAUGUCUAAAUGAGAUACUGACCUUGAAAUUAAUAGUACUACUACUUGCCUUCGAGCUUGCAUGUCAUCGUCACAACACUACUAGAUAACCGUACGUCUAAGGGUGAAAGGGGCUUAAUUUUUGUGCUGUAGUCAUUUCAUCGUGGGAAAGUAAUCACCUUAAUAACAUUUUUUCUUUUCC